GCCUGGGAUAAAGAACAUGGGGAGUCCCACUGCCAAGCAUUCUGCCCCCAGAUGAACAGUCUUGGAAAAGAGCACCCACAUCCUUCCAUCGGUCCUACCUGGGGGAGGCGGGCAGAGAGGGCGCUAAGAGGCGCUCUACUCAGCAAUCAUGGCCCCAGGUCCAGGUCAGAGCCCUUCAGCCUGUCUGCUGGGCUCAGAGGCACAGGGAGGGAAGCGGGGGGAAAAGAGGGGAUGGAAUGGGGGCGCAUGCUGCCCAGAGAUGCUCUCUCCGCCAGGCCCAUCUGUCCCCAGCCGGCCGAGGCCAUGCCCUCCCCAGGGACCGUCUGCAGCCUGCUGCUCUUCAGUGUGCUCUGGGUGGACUUGGCCAUGGCGGGCUCCAGCUUCCUGAGCCCCGAACACCAGAAAGUGCAGCAGAGAAAGGAAUCUAAGAAGCCGUCAGCCAAACCAAAGCCCCGGGCCCUGGAAGGCUGGCUUGACGCAGACGUCAGAAGUCAGGCGGAAGGCACAGGGGACGAGCUGGAAAUCCAGUUCAGCGCCCCCUUUGACGUUGGGAUCAAGCUGUCAGGGGCUCAGUCCCACCAGCACGGCCAGACCCUGGGGAAGUUUCUUCAGGACGUCCUUUGGGAAGACGCCAGCGGUAAGUCCUUUCUCCAGUUUCCUCGGAGUCCCAAUGUGAGUCCGCCUAUGGCGGAAGCCUCCGACGAGGUCUCAGGAAACGUCCUGUCCGGGUGUCCUCCAUCCCAGCGGGCUCUCAAACAUCCUCGAGCAGGGACACACAGGCAGAGCUCACACGGCCUUUCUCCUGUCAGGCCGCUGGUCAUCCUGGAGGACUCCUGA
Messenger RNA from Orcinus orca (killer whale), 837 nucleotides. RefSeq names its product ghrelin and obestatin prepropeptide (gene GHRL). NCBI's taxonomy places the organism in Eukaryota, Metazoa, Chordata, Mammalia, Artiodactyla, Delphinidae. Gene Ontology annotation, molecular function: ghrelin receptor binding; growth hormone-releasing hormone activity. Gene Ontology annotation, biological process: gastric acid secretion; regulation of response to food; negative regulation of inflammatory response. The coding region runs from base 52 to 837 and encodes 261 amino acids. The record is from RefSeq and is a predicted model, not a curated record. The transcript is spliced from 5 exons. Gene Ontology annotation, cellular component: extracellular region.